This is a messenger RNA of Phaeodactylum tricornutum CCAP 1055/1, 1251 nucleotides long. RefSeq names its product agmatinase. The record is from RefSeq and is a predicted model, not a curated record. Gene Ontology annotation, molecular function: metal ion binding; agmatinase activity. NCBI's taxonomy places the organism in Eukaryota, Bacillariophyta, Bacillariophyceae, Surirellales, Neidiaceae. Bases 1 to 1251 code for a protein of 416 amino acids. The transcript has 3 exons.
AUGUCCAGUGCCACGGUUGCCAACGCUCGUCUCGCCUUUCAAUCGGUCGCUCGGAAAGCCGCCCGCUUUACUCCGACCGUGGGGGCCUCGCAAACCCAGAUCCGUUUCCACCAUCCUGAUCCCUUCAACCCCAAGGUCACCAAAGGAUGGAAGGCCGCUGUCAAGGAAGCUGAGUUGCCGACAACGCGGGCGGAUCAAGAAAUUGCCAACGCCCUCCACUUGGGUUUACAGGGUGCCAGCAGUAUCGAGGACAAGUCGAUACCGACGUUUUCCCGUGGUGAACUACCACACUUUGCCGGUAUCAAUACCUUCCUCAAGGCUCCGUACGUCGAAGAUGUCCGGGACGUUGGCAAGUACGACGCCACCGUCUUUGGCGUGCCCUUUGACGGGGGUUGUACCUACCGUUCCGGUACCCGUUUUGGCCCUCAAGGAAUCCGACGCAUCUCGGCAUUGUACACUCCGUACAAUUACGAACGCGGCAUUGAUCUUCGGGAACAAAUGACCUUGUGCGAUGCGGGAGAUGUAUUUACCAUUCCCGCCAACUUGGAAAAGUCAUUUGACCAGAUUAGCAACGCUGUGGCUCACAUUGCGAGUACCGGUACUAUGCCCAUUAUUCUUGGUGGGGAUCAUUCUAUCGGUUUCCCCACCGUCCGUGGGUUGGCCUCGGUGACGACCAAAAACAUUGGUAUCAUUCACGUGGAUCGUCACGCGGACAUUCAGGAAAAGGAUUUGGACGAACGCAUGCACACGACACCGUACUUCCACGCGACCAAUUUGCCCAACGUCAACGCCAAGAACCUCGUCCAAAUCGGUAUCGGUGGAUGGCAGGUUCCCCGCCCGGCUGUGGCCAACAUGGUCGAACGCGAAACUAACAUUUUUACCAUGGACGACAUUGAAGAAUACGGUAUCGAAAAGAUUGCCGAAAUGGCUUUGGAACGUGCCUGGGACGGCUGCGAUGCGGUCUACAUGAGUUACGACAUUGACAGCAUCGAAGCCGCAUUUGUGCCCGGCACGGGUUGGCCCGAACCGGGCGGUCUCUUGCCUCGUGAAGCCCUCAAACUAGUGGGACUCGUGGCCGCCGAAGGUCUCUGCGGCAUGGAAGUCGUCGAAGUCAGCCCGCCCUACGAUCACGCCGACAUUACGUCCCUCAUGGCCUUGCGCAUCGUCGUAGACGCCCUCGGCUCCAUGGUUUCACACGGAACCAUGGGCAAACAUAAGCACAUUAUCGACAAGGAAUUCGUUCCCUUUUGA